Messenger RNA from Vespa mandarinia (Asian giant hornet), 1684 nucleotides. It is a transcript of the gene NitFhit, whose product is annotated as ntrilase and fragile histidine triad fusion protein NitFhit. Gene Ontology annotation, biological process: nucleobase-containing compound metabolic process. Lineage: Eukaryota; Metazoa; Arthropoda; Insecta; Hymenoptera; Vespidae. Gene Ontology annotation, molecular function: bis(5'-adenosyl)-triphosphatase activity; hydrolase activity, acting on carbon-nitrogen (but not peptide) bonds, in linear amides. The record is from RefSeq and is a predicted model, not a curated record.
UAGAUAGCGUUAAUAGUAUUUAGUUAAUUAUGAUUCAGUUUCGAACUUCAGACUUUACAUUUGAGUACAUAUAAAGUCGUAUACGACAAUAUACGAAUUAGUUAUGAUUGUCAUGUCUAUGCCACAUCUUAUGUUUACGAAAGAAAUAAGAAGACUUAUUUCUACAAUGACACACAAAUGUGUUGCUAUUUGUCAAAUGAGAUCUAUAAAUGAUAAGCAAAAAAAUUUAGAAGUAGUUUCCCAAUUAAUUCAUGAAGCUAAGCAAAGAAAUGCUUGUAUAGCAUUCUUUCCAGAGGCAUGCGAUUAUAUGGCUGAAAAUAAAAAAGAAAUAAUUGAAUUUGCAGAACCUUUAAAUGGCCCAACUGUUAAUUGUUAUAAGAAACUUGCCGUCCAAAAUAAUAUUUGGUUAUCAUUGGGUGGUAUUCAUGAAGCAUUACCUGAUGAUAAAGAAAAAGUUUCUAAUACACAUAUUUUAAUUGACAAUGAAGGCAAUUUAGUAUCCAAAUAUCGUAAAAUACAUUUAUUUGAUAUGGAUAAUAAAGAAACAGGUGUACGUUUAAUGGAAUCAGAUUAUGUAGUGAAAGGAGAUGAUAUAGUACCACCUAUUUGUACACCAAUUGGCAAUUUGGCUUUAAGCAUUUGUUAUGACAUGCGUUUUGCUGAACAAUCUCUACUUCUAAAGAAUAUGGGAGCACAAAUUCUAACUUAUCCUUCAGCAUUCACGUAUCAAACUGGUGCUGCACAUUGGGAAAUAAUAUUACGUGCAAGAGCUAUAGAAACACAAUGUUAUGUAAUUGCUGCAGCACAAACAGGCGCUCAUAAUAAGAAACGUAUGAGUUGGGGACAUUCUAUGAUCAUUGAUCCAUGGGGAACAAUUCUGGCACAAUGUGCUGAGAAAAUUGGUGUAGCUGUAGCAGAAAUAGAUUUAGAUUUAUUAGCCAAAAUUCGGAAAAAUAUGCCAUGUGAGCAACAUCGUCGGACAGAUUUAUAUUCAUUAAUAAGAUGUCAAAAAUCGUGAUUUUUAUUAUAAAUUGCUUUGGUAUUUAAAAUGAUUUAUUUAGAUGAUAGGUAGAUAUUUGUACUGGAUAUAAUAGAAUUUACUACAAUGCUUUUAAAUUACUAUAAAUUAUUCAUAUUAUAUUAAUUAUGUGAUAUAAAUCGUUAAUUUAAUGUUUUUAGAAACAUGUCGAACUUUCCACAGUAUUUCAUCAGAAUAUACUAUAUUUUUUAUGAAAACAUUUAUUUUUAGCCUAGUAGAAUAUUAAGUUUUAUUUUGAUGAUAUAUACUAUCACUUGUAUCCAGCCUACUAUGAGGUCCUGUAAGAUCUGUAUCUACUCCUUGUAAUGCCCAAUUAUGUUCACAUAUUUCUAAAGCUUCCCAUUCAGAUUUAAAAGCUGCUUUUGGAUCUGGUGGCAUCGACAUUGCUGCACCCGACACUUGAUCUUGUAAAAGUCUAGAUGUAUCAGCAGCAUUAUUUUCACCAAGUACAAGAGUAUAGAUAGAACGUAAUCCAAAUACAUUUAAGAAGUACCAAGAUGCAGAAGAAACCCAUGCAGCAUCUAAAGUGACUAAUUCUAUGCCUCGUUGUAACAUUGGUUUAAAUCUUAAUGUUAAAGGAAAUGGGACUUUAGCUGAAAAAGAAUAAUAGUGUUAGGAAAAAAAUACAAUAUUUUUAUUUAGUUA